Messenger RNA from Magallana angulata, 3046 nucleotides. Its product is annotated as PR domain zinc finger protein 2-like. The transcript has 5 exons. Gene Ontology annotation, biological process: epidermal cell differentiation; regulation of transcription by RNA polymerase II. Gene Ontology annotation, molecular function: DNA-binding transcription factor activity, RNA polymerase II-specific; RNA polymerase II cis-regulatory region sequence-specific DNA binding. The record is from RefSeq and is a predicted model, not a curated record. NCBI's taxonomy places the organism in Eukaryota, Metazoa, Mollusca, Bivalvia, Ostreida, Ostreidae. Bases 556 to 2802 code for a protein of 748 amino acids. Gene Ontology annotation, cellular component: nucleus.
UUUUAUUAUGUGUAAAUUUGAUGGCUUUGGAUUGGAGGAUGUGCAUUGAAGGCCAAGGGAAACAUCUGAAUGAAAUUUCAGACGUGAAAAAUUAAGCACCUUUCCGUAACAAUUUUCCCCUUGAGAGAAAGAGAACUUGCCAUUUUUCUUGUGACACUUCAAAGCGUAAUUAAAUUAAUGCAGCUUUUGAGAGGAACCGUCAUUUGCAGUAUUUGUGUUAGUAUAUUGACAUGCUAAAUAAAGAUACGGAGGGAAAAAUAAACAUCAUGCCGCUCAGACAAAGGGACCAGAAGUUUUUAUUUGCCCAGUAUUGUAAUGCCUUCCCAUCCGUUUAAUUCAACGGUUUUCUCAUCACACAAAAAUUACCGCUACCUGAGAAAAAAUCCGAUUUGCAUAACAAUAACCGUAUCGACACUAACUGUCGAUAGAGCGGUGUGUGCGCGUGCGCAUUGGAGCUUAUCUAAAUGAAAGGCGCUUAUUACAAACACAAUAACAGUCCGUGGAAACGUGUUUACUGGAGUGUCCACAGCCACACCAACACGCCGACUGUUACCAAUGCAUAGCAUGCCUCGGACAUUCUUGCUCCGUCGAGAGGAAAACACAACAGAACGAGACGAAAAUUGUCAUCCAGAAGACAGACAGUGGUCUCUGACAAGCACAGCUCCAGCGGCAGGUGCUGCCAAAAAUCCCACUAACAGUCGCAGAGUUCUGGGACAUCAGCACUCUAGAGACAAUCAUUCUGUACACGAAAUGAAACCUCUUCAGGAGAGAAAGACUUGCGCGGUGAAUUCGUCAGUUGUCGGAGACUCCCAGCAAUCUUCGUUGGAAAUCCUGGCAACCGCUGCCGCCCAGUGUUCAUUUAAGGCUUCUCCAGAAGCUCUUAAAAAUAUAAUGAAGCCAACAGAGGAUACCGGUUCUGAAAACGUGAUCCCCAGUUACUUACAGCAAAAACUCCCCUCCUUUGCAACGUUGGCUUACAACAUGGUUCGAAACAUGCAUGCAAAACCAAUGUCUGCAAAUGUUCGACAAGAGAAGAGACCUCACGGUGAUGUACGAUCCGGGUUCAAAUCUACUUCGUUACAGUAUAGACUGGCGACUGAUCGUGGGAAACUAAGAUCACCGAAGAAGUCUCCUAAAAAGAAAUCCGCUGUGCACAACCAAAUGCAUGAAAAGGAAAACGUUUCAACGCCAGCUAAUGAUGAAAAUAGACUUGGGCCGCUUUCUAUUAAGUCUACAUCAAGUACAUCCUCUCCAGCAAAAAAGAACAGUAUUUUUAGCGAAGCAGACAACUCAAGAGUCGGAUCAGAAAUUCUGAAGACAAAGCGCUCAAAUGAAAACGUUAUUGAGAAAUCCACGGAGAACAAAAACUCCAAAAACAGUCCAAAUAAAGAACUCAAAGAAGUCGUCGCAAAACCAAAGAUAUGGAAUCCCAUGUUUCACGAAUACACGCCAAAAAAGCAAAUUGCGACCGAAGAAGUUAAAAUUAAGUCCGAACCCAUUCAUAGCAACGUAUCCGGAAAUACUCCAAUCUCAGCGACAGUGCCGGUUCCUCAAAGAACACUUAUAAAACACACAGUGGAAUCGAUGAUCAAGAAAGAGGAGGUGUCUGUAGACAGUCCAAAGGUGUAUAUAGCGGAGGAUGUGACAAUCAAACGUCUGCUGCCCAAACACGAAGAGGAGCCGUCUGCUAAGAAAAUCAAACUCGAAAAUAACUCGAUUCCCGUUCCACAAACAAUUCCAACUUUAACCGAGAUGAAAACUCCAUCAAAAUUUCCAAAUAUCAAACAAGACUUUUCUUUAUAUAAUAUCUCGAUGACUCCAACGUCGCUAUCACCAUACUUACCACGCGGAUUUGAACCCUCACCGAAAACUUACGCCAAUGCACCACUGCGCCAUCUUGUGCCACCAAUGCAACAUUGUACCUUCUCCCCCUUCAGUCCGUCGUUUGGAAGAGCAGACAACAUUUUGACCCCCGAACUCUACAAGUCCCCCGUCCAGGUUCCACGUAAAUCCCCCACACAAUCUCAUCUGGAUACACCCCUGAAAUCAGGCGCCAUACCAGUACCUGUUCUUGCAUCUCCAUCGAUGAUCUCGCCUCAUAUUGCGCCAAAAACCACACUUAACGACGCAGUUGUCAGCGAAGAUAUCAAACCCCCCCUUCCAAGAGUACUUGCGCCAAAAUUUGCAGAGAGCGAAAAUCAACCUCUUUCAAAAGAAUUGCAACAGUCUUCAAUGGUAGAGCUGGUCAAUGGCGGCUUUGGAAUCAAAAACCCAUCUUAUCGCGCCCCAAAACCGUCCGACAUCACGAAUAUACAGCAAGAUUCUGAAACCGGAAAAGGGAAAUACGCCUGCAAAAUCUGUUCUAAAGAAUUUGGCUUGCAGCGACUUUUAAACCGCCAUCUGAAGUGUCACAGUGACGUCAAAAGAUACCUUUGUACAUUUUGCGGCAAAGGUUUUAACGACACCUUUGACUUGAAGCGUCACACAAGAAUUCACACAGGUGUGAAACCUUACGCGUGUAGCGAGUGCGACAGAUCCUUUACACAAAGGUGUUCUCUUGAAUCUCACUGUCGCAAAGUCCACAGCAUGGACAUCAGCUACGCUUACAAACAGCGCAGAAAUAAGAUUUACGUCUGCGAAGAGUGCGGCCAUUCAACGGCUGACGCAAGCAAACACUUCCUGCAUCUCCGAGAAAACCACCCAAACAACCCGGCGCUUAUGAAGUGUCACGACAGACGACAGUUCAAAUUUAAUGGCGGGGAAACAACAACGCAACAAAAUGUCCACCUGCCGCGGACGUGACAGGGAAAAAAAGACCUUUUAUUGACAUAUGUUGUAACCUUACCCACACGCUUACCCAGUGAAAAACAUUUUAAUUUAUAUUGAAUGUCAUGAUUGUCACUUUUCUUUUUUCUUUUGUCUAGUCAUACGAGAGGGAUUUGUACAGUUUUAGUUUGUACGGUGCUGAUUGCAUGGUAACGUGACUAUAAUGAGAGUAGUUGCUUGUUUCAUGUUUUGUAGUCAUUAAAUUAUUGAGAAAAAUGAA